CUCAUGACGGACUUCACGCCGCCCGCGUGGAUGCAGGCCCUGUCGGAGACGAAGAGGGGCGCGGACGAGGGCCCUGGCUCGGGGGAAAAGCCUUCGAAGCACGCGAAGGGCGGGGCGAAAGGCGACAAGAACGAGAAGGACCUUACCAAGGUGCUCAUGCUUCUCCUCACCAAGCUGUGCCUCACCUCGGCGCGAGAGCUCGCCAACCUAGCAGGUGCGGUCUACCAGACGUGGGAGCUUCUCGAAGCCAGCGACGGGGUCACUCAGCUCAUGAUCGAUUCAGGUCUCAAGUGCGACGAUAUGUCCAAGCAGAUGAAAGAACGGCAACGGGCAGGCGAAAAGGUAGACUUUCGCACUCGUGGAUCUCCUCACGUGCAGCUGCGGGCCUCGGUUUGCCCCAACUUGGUCACCAGCGCGAAGACGUUCAUCCAGGGCAGAGAGGAGUAUAUCGAGUCGGAGACCGUGGGCAAGCACGCGCUCCACUUUCGUGAUCGGAAGUACAAGGGGCGGAAGAACGAGACGAGUGGCUCCGCGAGCCAGCAGCAGGCGAAGAAAGGUCGCUUGACUUUCGCCUUCAUUUGCGACGAGCCUGGCAUGCUGGCCAGGGAGUUGAUCACCUGGUUUCUCAAGCACGAGGAGGACCAGGAGAGAGCGGAGCAGUUGGUCGGCCCAGCCCCGAAGGGACCGCUCGAGCGAGAAGCCGCAAGGAUCCUGAAUCUGAUCGAGGUGAAAUGA
This is a messenger RNA of Prorocentrum cordatum, 735 nucleotides long. Lineage: Eukaryota; Dinophyceae; Prorocentrales; Prorocentraceae. The record is from the annotation of a GenBank genome assembly.